AUGGCCGGUUUGAAGGUGGGUGCAGGGCAGGCCUGAACGACAUAUAUUCAUACAGAAAUGUUUGUGCCGAAUAAGUGGAUUUUUAAGGCAGAAAAACUGAUAGAUUAAAUGGGCUUCAUCUUAAACUUUGUGAAAUUUAAGUAGUAAUGGUUUUAUUUUUAUCAUUAUUAAGCAGCUGGGCCUGGUCCUCGUGCUUCUCCUCGGACUCACGCGCCACCUUGCUGAGGGUAAACAUGUCUUCUUCAUCCAGACUAUAAUUUGUAACCUGCAGUUUAUUAACAGUUUUUAUUUUUUCUGUUCAGGGCUCUGCAGUGUGGAGGACUGCUCUAACACAACCAGAUGUGUUCUGUCUAAAGACCAAAGAAGCUGCAAAUGUGCUAACGGAUACUACGAGGACAAAUGUGACAAAAGUGAGGACGUUUGAUUCGCUUUAAGUUCACCAUGAAAAAGCUUAGUCAUUACAUGGGGCUGUGAAAUGCGGACACUGACGUUACAUUUGCGUGGUAUCUUCUAUUUUAUGUAUUUUUUACGAAUAAAAAAUCAGAAGAGUAAAAUAGAAAGCAUUUAUUCCUCACAAAAGCUCACAAUGUCGUUACUUGCGUCAAACUAUAGAUACACCUCCUCAAAUAACCUAUCAGUGAAUCACAAGUGAAGGUUCCUCAGCUUGAAUCUGACAGAAGAUAAAGUACAGGUGCAAUGUUUUUAAAAAAAUACUUGAAAUAGUGAAACACAGUUGUAUUUUCACUAUGCUGGAGUGCAUUCAAGAGUCUGCCAAUGUGGAACUCUUUAAUUCCAUUUAUUUAACUCUGCAGAUUGUAAGAUUUGCAGCUCAGUAAAAGGAAUAACAAACCAUAGAAUAAAAAUGACAUUUAGGUCACGAUGAGCACAGUCAACUUGUUUUUAAAUGUUUAUCUAGUCUAUAUCUAUAUGAAGGUAAAUACCCUGACAUGAUUCAUUAGGUUGGAUUGUGAAUUAAUAGCCUGGAUAAAGUUACAGUAACUAUUGAAAAUGUCACUCCACAUUAAAAAACCCUUUAACAUAAGCUCAAUAUAAAGCCUUGUUUGCUUUCAAGGGUAAGGAUUUGCUCUUCUGUCGCCAUCAUUACCACCACUUAAUGAACCUCCUGAUCUGAACAAAGUUUGCUCUAUGUUCAGCCAUGGAGAUGUACGACUUAUAGGGACAGUCAGACCACUUAGACAAAACAAAUGCGGAUCUACACGAACUGUUUGUUGUUUGUUGGUCUUUUUCAAAAUCUCAAGCAUUAAUUCACAACAUGAAUUUACUGACCUUUGUAUUUUUUUAUUUAAUAGAUGCAGACAUCAAAGUGAUUUGUGGCAAAGACUACAUCUCAAUCAGGGCCUUAGAGGAUUUCUUCAAGUAUCACAACGUGCCUCUCCAGUCUCUACACUUGCCAAACAAAUCCUGUGGUGCUCAGAUGGAGAAGAUUGACAGUGUGACCUACUACGUGUCCAGAAUCUCCAAAGACAAAUAUUUAGCAUGUGGAGGAAAACCAUUGGAGGUACAGCUGGAUUAAAAACCUACCACUUGUCCAUAUUAGCAACAUUUUUGCAGCUAUAUCAAUCAAAAGUGCCUUUUUUGUCUUUUUUCUUUUCGUACAGAAAAACUUCACUCACAUCUCGUACUCCCUGACCCUCCUGUCAGAGCCUCAGGUUACAGGGAACAUCAUCCGAGAUCCAAUCAUACAGAUGGACUUCACAUGUGUCUAUCCGUACACCAGGACAGUCAGCCUGCCUUUCCCUGUCAUUCCCUUUUCCGCGUAAGGAGGAUGAAUUACAUUAAAACCCUGAUAUUAUCCUCCUCUGGUGUAUUGAUACUUGUGUCGCCUCUUUUUGGAAAGUGAGACGGUGAUGCGUGUGGAUGAUCUUGAUGCAACAGUGCAGCUGAUGUUGUACACAGACAACUCCUACACCAAGGCUUACAGCAGCGCCCCUUCCAUUGAACUCAGAGACAAGGUAGGUCAGCGUCAAUUAACCAUUUGAAACCAGAUACCCGUCCCCUUUCUGCAAAUCUACUUGUCUCAUGUUAGUGAAAGUUUUAACAGAUCCUCUCUGCAGGUGUAUGUGGAGGUGGCUGUGACAGAGCCUGCAGAUUUCUUCCUGCUGUUGGUAGAUGAGUGUUGGGCCACACAGUUCCCUCAGCCAAACACCACAGCGGGAUCAGUUCACGCUCUGCUGCAGAACGGGUGAGAAAUCUCUCAAGAUUCAGAGUUAAAAGGACAUAUCUAGUCCCAAAAGGACUAGAUAUAAAUGAUCGAAUUAUUAGUUCUGUUGGUUGCAAAAGAAAUGCUUCACUUGGAGCAUGCACAACAUCAGGCCCUCAGACUGACAGCAAACAUGAAUUUGAGUAAAAUGAAGUACAUUGUACAGCGGGUUGUGUAUCUUGCAAUAGUAAAAUACAGUAUAUUGUUCCAUUAGAAGUAGAAGCAGAUGAGAGGAGUCUGUAAUGUGAACAUGCUUAAUUUAGCCUGUUGCUCUAUAACAGUAGAUGAGAGUAUGUGUAAUUAAAAAAGCUAGUUUACCAUUAAGUUUUAAUUAUUAAUCCAAGUGGACCACUAGGGUUUUGCUUAUUAACUCACCUACAGCAGAGUCUGGAUAUGAUACUAAAUUAUGAACACACUCCAGCCGGGAGAGCCGAAUGACUUUUCAAUCUCCUCUUGCUUUUUAAAUUGCAAUUUGUACAUGAGCCUGCAGGUUGUAACCACCUGGUAUGUUUCUGUGAAAACUUAACUCUUAUUUUGCUUAUAGUUUUUAAUCAGUAUACUGGUACAGCUGUGAGGCUGGAAAUUAGAUUUUUUAUGCACAGUCUUUAAUUUGGCUGAAAUAUGUGCAGAUGUACUGUGUAUGAACUCCACUGUUUCUCAUCACCUCCAUCUCUUUGUCCAGGUGUGUGAAAGACCAGACUGUUUCCUUUCUCAACACGACAGAGGGACAGCCGGGCCGUAAUGGGGAGAGCUCAACCAUUCAUUACAGCUUUGACAUGUUUCGUUUCACUACAGAGCCUCAUGAACUCUACCUGCACUGCACCGUUAAGCUGUGUGAGCCCGUCGACUACGAGUCCUGCACACCUGUGAGGUUUCAUCUCUUUAUCUUAGAGCACUGUCUCUCCUGGCUUUGUGUAUCAUAUCUUGUCUUGUACAAAGGAAGCUUUUAUAGUUUGUUUUUUUGUUGCCCUCAUAGAGCUGUAACUCCAUCAGUAAGAGAGAAGCUGUGAGGGCAGGACCCACCCAAGGCCUCCUGUCAUACGGACCAAUCAGGAUCGAAAUACCAGAGAGGCCUUCAUCCAGUGAGCUCUUUUUUUUUUUCUUUUUCAAAUCACUGCUGACGUACUCUUCUCUGCAGUUACUGCUGAGUCACACUUCAAGCUGACUUUGUCUAGCCAAAGCCAGUCUCUUACCCAUGAAUGGUAGUGUUUGAGUAUAUCGUAUCUCCCGAUGACUCCUACUGGCUCUGGCAGAUAACUGUAUCUCUUAACGCCUGCACUUCUUACCAGCAAAAUUACUCAAUAAUCUCUCAAACAAAUGACAGCACAACCUCGAAAUCCAAAAUAUCUUUACACACAGUUCUCAUUUGAUACCUUAUUUGACUCAAAUACUUUGUUGGUACUCUGCAGAGUGCCUCUUGUGUGCAAAUAUUGGUUGUAAAUGUUGAGGAUGUGUUGACAGGAUGUCUCCUGUAGAUCUCGUGUUACGUACCGUACUCUUCAACACCUUUUUCAUCUGUUUGGUCACUCUUACUGGCCUGUGUUGAAUCUCAAAGAAGUCCGUCCAUUCACCCUCUGAGAUUUUGUUCAGAUAAGACCUACCUACCCAAAUACCAUCAAUGUGGUGUUGUUCAGAUGACUGCGAAUUACAGUAGAUCUCCUGCCAUGGACAUGUGAAAUGGUCUAUAUGGUGGUAGAGGUGAAGUAUUUCAGUUUUGCAGUGAAGUAGUUUGAUAUAAAUCAGUCUUUCAAUAGCUGUCCAGUAUGUUAAGAUUUAUAAAGUAAGUUUUGUUUUUAUUUCAGGUUAAAUCAAUAACAGUGUUUGUUUUGUUUUUUUGCAGCACAAUGUGUUGUUGUGUUUGCUGAUAUUAAAGCACUGAAGUUUUGAGUUAUCAGCACAGGCAAAAAGCAACCCCGCAAGCUUGAUCAAAGUUUAUAAUAAUCCCAGUUUUACCUUUUUUUUAUUUUCAUUCAAAGGUGAAACUUUUUCAACUCGACUAGAUUUUUAUAGUUUACAAUAACUUGACUUUCUUUCAGGUGUGCUGAUGACGGUGGUGCUGCCUGUAGCAGGCGUGUGGAGUGUGGGCUUCUUCCUCGUCAUCCUCAUCUCUGUGGCGAAAGCAGGCAACAGGAGGCUCACGCACACAGAGGAGAUCAGGCUGUAA
Molecule: messenger RNA, 4385 nt
Organism: Xyrichtys novacula (pearly razorfish)
Lineage: Eukaryota; Metazoa; Chordata; Actinopteri; Labriformes; Labridae
Source: the annotation of a GenBank genome assembly